AUGAAGAAGUUUGAAGCGUUGGUUCAACAACGUUUGGAGUCCAUGAAUUUACCGGAUGCCAAUAGAUGUAUUUUUAACUUCACCAACAAGGAACUCCCUAAAGAAGUAUGCAGAACGUUCAGCCUUGAACCUAACUUUGGAUUGCAGAUUCAGAAUAAGAAGGCUCUCAUCCCACAAGUCAUCAAGGAUUUAGAGCAGUGUGUAGGUGCAGUCAAAGUAGAGGACUGUAGUGAUACUGAUUUGUCUGCAGCUAAGGAAAAUUUAAGAGCAAGAAGCAUUAACAUUGUGUCUAAUUUUUGCAAAAUUAAUGCACUGACCUGGUGGUAUCAAAAUCAGAUAAAGGGAACUCUACGGUUUAGAGAAGAGUACGAGUGGGAGAUGGGUGUUCUGAUUAAUGACAAAGCAACUUACCAACCGUUACAUCGAGAUCCAACUCUCAAAUUCCAAAAAAGGGCCAAUGAUUUGGUGGCGGAUUUGUCAUCUACGGGUAUUAUUGACGAAGCUGAAGCGAAAAUUCUUCAGUCGAACUACACUCUAGCACCACGGAUUUACGGCCUGCGUAAGAUAUAUAAGCCAACGUGUAAAUUGCGUCCGGUUGUUAGUUGUGUACAAUCUCCUAGUUACAAGUUGUCUCGAUUUGUACAUGAAAUUUUGACACCAGUAGUUAAAACAUUUAGAUUUAAUUUGCAAAUUCGUUCCAAUUUUAAAACUGUCGAGUUAGAGAAUGACUAUAGAUUAAUAUCACUUGCCGUGGUUUCGUUAUUCACAAAUAUCCGCAAGGAUUUAGUUUUGAAAGUGAUUAACGAGACGUGGGAUAAUAUUAAACAUUUAGUUAAAGUACCGAAAGAUAAGUUGAUUAAGUUGGUUGAAAUUUGUUUUGAAACGAGCUAUUUCAGUUUUAGGGGAACAUUGUACGGUCAGGUAGAGGGUUGCAGUAUGGGGAAUCUGGCUAGCCCGGUGCUAGCCAACUUAGUGAUGAAUUACAAAAUUGAGGCAUUGUUACGGAAUAAUGGUUAUCCAAAGUCGUUAAUUCUUGCGUCGGUAAAUAAAUUUAAGGAAAAGACUGUGAACCAAAGAGUCGUUGGUGAGAGGAGGUCGAAUUUUAUUAAAUAUUGCCGGUUUCCUUUCAUUCCGGGGUUGUCACACAAGAUCAAUAAUUGUUUCAUAGGCACGAAUGUCAGGUUAGCUUAUUAUAAUGUCACUAAGAUUAAGUUCUUAUAUUCUAAGCUGAAAGAUCCAGUACUCCAGGAUCAGAGAGCAGGUGUCGUGUACAAAAUUCCAUGCUCGUGUGAGCUAUGUUACAUUGGACAAACCAAACAAUAUUCGAAAAAUAGAAUUCAGCAACAUGAAAACAGUUGUCCGGAUGUAAAGAUCUUGGAUAACAAUAAAACGGCGUUGGCUUUGCAUUAUUUCGACUCGGGUCAUAGGUUUAAGUUUGAUGAGGUUAAAAUCUUGGACUUAGAAAACAACUGGCACAAAAGGUCUGUGAGUGAGAUGGUGUGGAUUAAGCUUAAUGAUACGGUCAACAAGCGUACGGAUACCCAAAACCUGAGUACAAUAUAUGUAUGUAGGGCAUUCCAUGCCAGAUCGACCACUUUUGACACCGACACUUUUCGAUUUUUCUGA
This is a messenger RNA of Cotesia congregata, 1626 nucleotides long. The record is from the annotation of a GenBank genome assembly. Lineage: Eukaryota; Metazoa; Arthropoda; Insecta; Hymenoptera; Braconidae.